This is a messenger RNA of Closterium sp. NIES-65, 3738 nucleotides long. Lineage: Eukaryota; Viridiplantae; Streptophyta; Zygnematophyceae; Desmidiales; Closteriaceae. The record is from the annotation of a GenBank genome assembly.
AUGCCCUGUGCUGCCUGCUGCCUGUGCUGCCCGUGCCUGUGCUGCCCGUGCCUGUGCUGCCUGUGCCUGUUGCUGCCCGUGCCUGUGCUGCCCUGUGCUGCCUGUGCCUGUUGCUGCCUGUGCCUGUUGCUGCCCGUGCCUGUGCUGCCCUGUGCUGCCCGUGCCUGUGCUGCCCGUGCUUGUGCUGCCUGUGCCUGUGCUGCCCGUGCCUGUGCUGCCCGUGCCUGUGCUGCCCGUGCCUGUGCUGCCCGUGCCUGCUGCUGCCCGUGCCUGUGCUGCCCUGUGCUGCCUGUGCCUGUGCUGCCCGUGCCUGUGCUGCCCGUGCCUGUGCUGCCCGUGCCUGUGCUGCCCGUGCCUGCUGCUGCCCGUGCCUGUGCUGCCCUGUGCUGCCUGUGCCUGUGCUGCCCGUGCCUGUGCUGCCCUGUGCCUGUGCUGCCCGUGCCUGUGCUGCCCGUGCCUGUGCUGCCCGUGCCUGCUGCUGCCCGUGCCUGUGCUGCCUGUGCCUGUGCUGCCCGUGCCUGUGCUGCCCGUGCCUGUGCUGCCCGUGCCUGUGCUGCCCGUGCCUGCUGCUGCCCGUGCCUGUGCUGCCCUGUGCUGCCUGUGCCUGUGCUGCCCGUGCCUGUGCUGCCCGUGCCUGUGCUGCCCGUGCCUGUGCUGCCCGUGCCUGCUGCUGCCCGUGCCUGUGCUGCCCUGUGCUGCCUGUGCCUGUGCUGCCCGUGCCUGUGCUGCCCUGUGCCUGUGCUGCCCGUGCCUGUGCUGCCUGUGCCUGUUGCUGCCCGUGCCUGUGCUGCCCUGUGCUGCCUGUGCCUGUUGCUGCCUGUGCCUGUGCUCCCCGUGCCUGUGCUGCCCGUGCCUGUGCUGCCCGUGCCUGUGCUGCCUGUGCCUGUUGCUGCCCGUGCCUGUGCUGCCCUGUGCUGCCCGUGCCUGUGCUGCCCUGUGCUACAUGUGCCUGGUGCUGCUCGUGCCUCGUCCUUGCGCCCUCGUGCGCUCUGCUACUGUCUGCGCCCUCGUGCGCACUGUUUCUGCUCUCCCCCCCCCCCCCGUUUGCGGCUGCCGCCACUCUGCAGAGCAGUCACCGUGACGAGGGGGUCACAGCGGCAGCCCGCCCCGAAAGACCCAGCGUGGUGUGUUGACGUGUCACCCAUGACCGUCCAUCAUGCGUCGGCGCUACUCGUAGCGGCCAUGGCGGCUCUUCUCCUUUGCCCCGCAGCACUGCCAGCGGCAGCGGACGCGUCCGUCGUGUUCCGCUCUUCCCGCAGCCUCUGUCUGCUCGCCCUUCCGCAAUCGUGGUUUUCUGGUGCGCAGCAGGCGGAACGCUCGCUGGUCGAGCAGGCCGAAGGCGGCGCAGGCGUCGUGCAAGGACCCACCGACAUGAGUGGCGCAGGCGAAGCACCUGGAGGCAGCGGAGCGACAGACCAAGGGCCCACCGGCGGCGCAGGCGAGGUGGUCGCCAACCAUGGACCCCCCGACACCGGCGCUGGCGGUGUUGGCGGCGCCGGCGCCUCCGAAGGUCUCGCUGACGCUGGCGGCGGAGGCAGCGCAGAGACGAACCAAGGGCCCACCGACGCCGGCCAGCCUGAUGCUGCCGCGGCGCAUGGCGGAAAUCGAGCGGAGCCAUCGUCGGGAGUGCGCAUGCGGGACUUGGUGGUGUGGCAGGCCGCUAAGUUCCAGCUGAAGGCGCGCGAAGCCCAAGGGCACAUGGCGGCCGGCAAGGCCGCGGCGGCCGUGGCGCAUUCGCGCGCUUCGGCGCUGGAAAAUGCGACAGGCGCGGAGGAUUGGUCCGGCAUGGCGCACAGCUGCGGGGAUCAGAUGGCGUUGGUGUCGGAGAGCGUGGAGGAGGCAGCGGGGAUGAUGGAGAGCGGCGGCGAGGACGUGAAUCUGCCGCGCAUCCACCUCUCCAACGCCGUCACGCUCGCGCUCGACUGCGCCGAGGGCUUCGACCUCUUCGCGCCGGGCAGCUCCAGCGACCCUCGCGUCAAGGCCCUGCAGGUGCGUGCCCCGCCCCUGCUGCUGCUCGCUGCGCACGGCACCACCGCCUGCCGUCGCUUGAUCGACUUGCCUCUUUCCAUUAUUCGUAAGGUACUCAUGGUCAUGUUGCACGCGGCUGUGCUGGUGUGCGUGCAGGAGGCAGCAAUGGACGCUCGGGCGUCGGUGAUGGAGGCGCUGGGGCGAGCAGCGGACAUGGCGGACAUGAUCGCAGCAGGCGACAACACUGCUGCUGCCGCCACCGCCGUGCCUUCGCCCUCGCCCACUCGCCGCCGCCUGCUGCAAACCACUGGCGCAGGCACGGGCACUGCCACCUCGGUGGCCGACCCCCACAACUCCAUCCCCGACACCAGCACUACUGGCACUCUCGGCAGCACUACUGGCAAUCCGGGCAUCAUGCCCGGCUCUGGCAGCGACACCUCAGCCAACAACACUGCUGGGGUCCCUGGCGUGCCCUUUAACACCACCGGCUGGAUGCACCCUGGCGGCCCCAGCCCUCCCCCGCCACCGUCCCCUCCUCCCUCUCCCCCUCCUUCUCCGCCUCCCUCUCCCCCUCCUCCUUCCCCCCCCCCCCCCUCCCCUCCUCCUUCUCCCCCUCCCCCUUCCCCUCCCCCUCCCUCUCCCCCUCCGCCAUCCCCUCCCCCUCCCUCCCCUCCCCCUUCCCCGCCCCCAUCUCCUCCGCCGCCUCCCCCACCUCCCGCCCCGCGCAUCACUCCCACGGUCACCGUGGCACAGGAUGGUUCCGGAAACUUCACCACCGUGCAGGUGCGUGUGAGAGAGUAUGCGAAUGCGUGUGUAUGCUUGCAGGAGAGCCGCAUUUUCCCUCAUCGCGUGCCAUUCCUCACUGCGUGUCUUGGCCUCGCCCUUACUGCGUGCCAUUCCUCACUCCCCUGGGGCGAGCAGGCGGCGAUCAGGGCGUAUCCUCCGGGGUUCAGGGGGCGCUUUGUGGUGUUCAUCCGGCCGGGCUUUUACCGUGAGAAGGUGGCCAUCAACUCCACCUGCAAGAACGUCACGCUGCUGGGGCUUGGCGCUUCCUCCACUGUCAUCUCAUGGCUCGACAAUGCCACAGCCGGCAUUGGCACCUUCCAGACCCCCACCGUCGCUGUGGACGCCAGUGGCUUUGCAGCAAUCGGCAUUCGCUUUGAGAACACCGCGGGGAAGGCUGGGAACCAGGCAGUGGCGUUCAGGCAGACGGGCGACAACGCGGCCUUCUACGAGUGCGAGUUCCUCGGGUGGCAGGACACGCUGUACGUGCACGGUGGGCGGCAGUACUACCGCAACUGCUACGUGAACGGGACAGUGGAUUUCGUCUUUGGCAACGGUGCGGCCGUGCUGGAGAACUGCACGUUUGUCAUUCGCUCGCACAGCAAUGCGCCGCUCACAGCAUCAGGGAGAACCAACUACACGGAGAACACGGGCAUCGUGAUCCUCAACUCCGUUAUCAAGGGUGACCUUGUCAACAAGACGUACCUCGGCCGCCCCUGGAGGCCCUACGCACGUGUGGCUGUCAUCAACACCACAAUCAGCAACGUGCUGAAUACAAGUGGGUGGCUGGACUGGGGGGGUGUAGUGUACAAUACUUCUACGUUCAUCGAGCAGGGCAACAGUGGGCCGGGGUCGGUGGGGCCGCGCAUAGCAUGGGCAGCGCCGGGCAUCGUGACUGACCCUGCCCAGGUCGCCAUGUACUACCCCAACAGCUUCCUCGCCCCCUUCUCCACCAUCGCCAACCUCAUUCCCUUCCCCUGGCUCUAG